Molecule: messenger RNA, 334 nt
Organism: Drosophila miranda
Lineage: Eukaryota; Metazoa; Arthropoda; Insecta; Diptera; Drosophilidae
Exons: 1
Coding region: 23-259 (78 amino acids)
Source: RefSeq, a predicted model, not a curated record
GUCAGUUUGCUUUCGAGACAAUAUGCAGAAGUCACAACGUGGUCUGUGCUGGAUGCUGUUUUUGUUGGGCUCACUGAUCCUCACUUUAACGCUGGCCUUCAGUUACUGGAUGUUUGUUCCACGGGAGGUGCACUUAUGGUCGCUGAUUUCGCGCAAUUACAGCGGGCCAGAAGCAAAGUUCUCCAUACUCCCGGGGAUGGUGCCAGAGGGACUCAAGCUGAAGCACGGGCCGCCCUUCGUCUACCAGAUAUUACAUUAGUCCAAACGCACAACAGGGUAUAAUGCUAUGUAAUCGUAUUCUAGUUUAACAAUAAAUUAUAUGUACGUUGGAGAA